AUGCAUGCUGGACACAUCGAAGUCGACCCAGAGUCAAACGGCAACCUUUUCUUCUGGCAUUUCCAGAACCAUCACAUCGCGAACCGACAACGUACAGUUAUCUGGCUAAAUGGCGGCCCGGGCUGUAGCUCUAUGGAUGGAGCUUUGAUGGAGGUUGGCCCGUAUCGACUGAAGGAUGAUCAUACGUUAGAAUACAACCAGGGAUCGUGGGAUGAGUUCGCCAAUCUGCUCUUUGUCGACCAGCCCAUCGGCACCGGCUUGAGUUACUUCAACACAGACAAGAAAAACUAUGUUCAUAAUAUGGAGGCGAUGGCAGCGCAUUUCAUGAUUUUCUUGGAUCGAUUCUUUGAAAUGUUCCCAGAGUUUGAGAGGGAUGAUAUAUACUUGGCUGGCGAAUCUUAUGCAGGACAAUACAUCCCAUAUAUCGCCAAGGCUAUUAAAGAUCGCAACAAGGCGAUCUCACAGGAUGUUCAAGAGAAAUGGCCGCUGAAAGGUUUACUUAUUGGAAAUGGCUGGAUGAGUCCAACGCAAUACCCGUCGUAUUUUGAAUAUGCCGCGCGUGAAGGUGUAAUCAAGAAGGGCACAGACGUUUACCAGAAAGUGGAGUCUCUACACAACUCAUGUUUGACCGAGCUGGAAGACGAGGAUACCAGGAAACAAGUUAGCGUCGCAAAGUGCGAAUUCGUAUUGGAGCAGAUACUCGAUCUAACCAAGAAGGGCGAUGACUCGUGCCUCAAUAUGUACGACAUUCGUCUUCGAGAUUCCUCCUGUGGCUAUUCCUGGCCCCCAGAUCUGAAAUAUAUCACGCCAUACCUCCGACGAAAGGAUGUCGUCCAGGCGUUGAAUCUCAAUCCAGAAAAGAUGACUGGCUGGGAGGAAUGCGAUGGUCAUGUGCAUGGGGCCUUGUCUGCCUCGAAUUCCACCGCCGCCGGCAAAUUGAUUCCUGGCCUCAUCGAAUCAGGAGUCAACGUUCUUCUCUUCAGUGGUGACCAGGAUCUGAUUUGCAAUCACAUUGGAACAGAAACUUACAUUCAUAACAUGAAAUGGAAGGAUGGAACUGGCUUUGAGACUGCGCCUGGAGUAUGGGCCCCGCGCCAUGACUGGACUUUCGAAGGUGAACCGGCUGGUAUCUAUCAACAUGCCCGUAACCUGACUUACGUCCUUUUCUACAACUCGAGUCAUAUGGUUCCUUUCGACGCCCCUCGUCAAACUCGUGAUAUGCUUGACCGCUUCAUGAAUGUAGACAUUGGUAGCAUCGGUGGACGUCCCGCCGAUUCUCGUAUUGAUGGUGAAAAGCUACCCCAGACAUCUGUGGGUGGCCACCCCAACAGCACAAUUGCCGAGGAGGAAGAAAAGCAAAAGAUCAAAGACACCGAAAUGCACGCGUACGCCAAAUCCGGCGAAGCUAUUCUGGUGGUUGUUAUCAUUGGUGUCACAGUCUGGGGCUUCUUUAUCUGGCGCAGUCGUCGAUCUCACAAGGGCUACCGUGGUGUUCGAGCCCAAGAUAUGGAUAUGGAGAUGCGUGCUGGAUCCAUAUUAGAUCGGUUCCAGAACAAGCGAUCCGGUGGAGUUGGAGUUCAAGCCGGCGAUUUUGAUGAAUCUGAGUUGGACGAAUUGCACUCGCCUGGUCUUCACCGAGACCAAUACUCCGUCGGUGAUGAAAGUGACGACGACGCUUCUUCUUCUCAUGUGGACUCUCGACAACCCACAGUAGAAAACGAUAAGCAUACCGAUCCUUUAUGA
Penicillium angulare is the source of this 1743-nucleotide messenger RNA. It is a transcript of the gene kexA, whose product is annotated as serine-type carboxypeptidase kexA. Gene Ontology annotation, biological process: apoptotic process; proteolysis. Gene Ontology annotation, molecular function: serine-type carboxypeptidase activity. The record is from RefSeq and is a predicted model, not a curated record. The transcript has 3 exons. The coding region runs from base 1 to 1743 and encodes 580 amino acids. NCBI's taxonomy places the organism in Eukaryota, Fungi, Ascomycota, Eurotiomycetes, Eurotiales, Aspergillaceae. Gene Ontology annotation, cellular component: trans-Golgi network.